Messenger RNA from Salvia miltiorrhiza (redroot sage), 2217 nucleotides. RefSeq lists its product as uncharacterized. The record is from RefSeq and is a predicted model, not a curated record. Gene Ontology annotation, molecular function: zinc ion binding. The transcript is spliced from 4 exons. Lineage: Eukaryota; Viridiplantae; Streptophyta; Magnoliopsida; Lamiales; Lamiaceae. Bases 1 to 2217 code for a protein of 738 amino acids.
AUGGCGGGUCGUGUUAACUUUGUUUUCAACUUUUGGGGUAUAUGGAAAAAGGAUGAAGUUUCUGGUGAUUUGAUUCACGAUGGUUAUAAUUCUGCUGAGUUUGAGGAAACUAUUGAUAAUAUGACUUUUGAUCGAAUUAACGAAGAAUAUGAGAAGAUAUAUGGGAGUAAACCUAAGAAAAUUUAUGCGUGUGAUGAGGACUAUAAGCUAGAGCUUGGGCUAGUUCACCUUAGGGAUUCUAGGCACUGUCAUAAGGUGUUAGAUUACUUUGAGUUAGUUGGCCAAGAUGAGAUACUACUAUAUGCUGACCAUGACCGAGAUCCUAUGCCUUCUAUCACUCUAUUUGCCUUGUUCCCGGAUGAUAGUGAUAAUGAGGCAGUAGAUGGGGCAGGGGCAGAACCAACUGGGGUGGAAGGGGCAGAACCAACUGGGGUGGAAGGGGCAGAGCCAGGUAGUGUAGUUGAACAAGAGGCAGAGAGGGAGGUUAGGCUUGGAGAGGAGGGUAAUGAUCAUGAGGGAGAGGAGGCAGAGACUGAGAUUAGUCAUGAGAGAGAAGAGGCAGAGAGUGAGCAUGAUGAGAGAGAUUCUGAUGAUUCCAGUGUGUUUAGUCAGGAAUCAUCAGAUUGUGAGGAAGAAACUAAGAGUGUGAUGGUUGGGUCUGUACAAGAUGGGGAGGAUGGUAGUUUUGCUUUGGGCAUGACUUUUGCAAAUGCCCAGGAUGCUAGGGAUGCUAUACAUGCAUAUGGGGUGAAGUUUGGGUACAAAUUGAAGUUCCUUAAAAAUGAACCUAAGAGAAUAAGAGUUGUUUGUAUGAAUGAAGCACAGUGUCCAUUUGUUAUUCAUGUGUCUAAUGAUGGUGAUGUAGAAGGAAACCCAAAGUUCACUAGUAAAGAUAUGCAAGGCCAUGUAAAGGAGCAUCUUAAGCUGCAUGUGAGUCUUCACAAGUGUAAGAGGGCUAAGAAAGACAUCAUAAGUAACCUUAAGGGCAGCUACAAGGAAGAAUUCAAUAGGCUUUGUGCAUAUAUUGAAAAGGUUAAGGAAGUCAUGCCCGGUAUAAAAAUGGAGCUUGGUUUGUCUGUUGAACAGUUAGAGAGCAACAAAAGAGUCUUCAAGAAGUUGUUUGUUAUGUUGGAGCCAUUGAAACAGAACUGGUUGGGAGGGUGUAGGAAGUUAAUUUGUCUUGAUGGAUGCCAUCUAAAGGGGGUCACCUUUGGCUGCCUUUUGACAGCAGUGGGAAAUGAUGGCAAUGAUGGGAUAUUGCCUAUAGCUUGGGCUGUUGUAAACAAGGAAAACAAAAGUAACUGGACAUGGUUUGUGAGACAUCUAAAGCAAGAUUUACAGCUUGAGGGAGGAGAGAACAUCACCAUAAUCUCAGAUAUGCAGAAGGGUUUGAUGGAAGCUGUGAAAGACAUAAUUCCAUAUGCUGAGCACCGGUGGUGUGCAAGGCAUAUAUAUGCCAACUGGGCUAAGAAGUGGAGAGGAGAGGAGAUGAAGAAGAGAUUUUGGAUUGCAGCAUGGAGUAGCUUUGAUGAAGAGUUCAAACUGAACAUGGCCAAACUGAGGAGCAUAAACAAGAAGGCCCAUGAUGAGCUUCUACACUACCCUCCUGCUCACUGGUCCAGGGCAUAUCAAAGCACCAGAUGCUCUACAAACAUGGUAGAUAACAAUUGCUCUGAGUCUUUUAAUUCUAGCAUAAGUGAUGCAAGACACAAACCUAUUAUCAGCAUGCUAGAGGAUAUUAGGUUGCUUGCCAUGAAGAGGAUUAGGGAGAGGAAAACUGGAUUGGAUAGUUGGAAGAGUGUCUGGUCCCCAUCUGCAAUGAAAACAUUUGAAGCAAAUAAGAGUGACUCAGUGUACUGUAAUGUGGUGUGGAAUGGUGAGUAUGGGUAUGAGGUGACUGAUGGAUUGGAUAGACACAUAGUGUUUAUUGAUACAAAGACUUGCACCUGUAGGGGUUGGGACUUGACUGGAAUCCCAUGUUCACAUGCCAUCGCUUCUUUUUUUUCAAGCUCACUGGAUCCACUUCUUUCCAUUAGUGAGUGUUACCACAGGGACACAUAUGCCAAAACAUAUGAACACUUGAUCCAACCACUGCCCGGUGUGAAGUUUUGGAAUGUGAAAGCUCAAGAUGCCAUAGAACCACCCCAAGUGGAAAAGAAGAUAGGACGGCCUAAGAAGAACAGAGGUGGGGAAAAAACAACACUGCACCCUCUGUAG